AUGUCAUUAGCCAAAUAUAUGCAUCCAGCACUAAAGUUCUUUAGCCUUCUCUCCAUAUUGGCCUCUCUCCAUAUUGGCCCCUCUCCAUAUUGGCCCCUCUCCAUAUUGGUCUCUCUCUAUAUUGGCCUCUCUUCAUAUUGGUCUCUCUCCAUAAUGGCCCCUCUCCAUAUUGGCCUCUCUUCAUAUUGGCCUCUCUCCAUAUUGGUCUCUCUCCAUAAUGGCCUCUCUCCAUAUUGGUCCCUCUCCAUAUUGGCCUCUCUUCAUAUUGGUCUCUCUCCAUUUUGGCCCCUCUCCAUAUUGGUCUCUCUCCAUAUUGGUCUCUCUUCAUCAUGGCCUCUCUUCAUAUUGGCCUCUCUCCAAUUGGUCUCUCUCCAUAUUGGCCCCUCUCCAUAUUGGUCUAUCUCCAUAUUGGCCUCUCUCCAUAUUGGUCUCUCUCCAUAUUGGCCUCUCUUCAUAUUGGCCUCUCUUCAUAUUGGCCCCUCUCCAUAUUGGUCUCUCUCCAUAUUCGUCUCUCUCCAUAUUGGCCUCUCUUCAUAUUGGCCUCUCUCCAUAUUGGCCAAAUGUUCAGAGGUUCAUUUUCCUGUUAGGAGACAAAAUAACACUUGCAAGUAG
Acanthosepion pharaonis is the source of this 612-nucleotide messenger RNA. The record is from the annotation of a GenBank genome assembly. Lineage: Eukaryota; Metazoa; Mollusca; Cephalopoda; Sepiida; Sepiidae.